CUGUUAUUUCUUAGUGUUCUUGAAAUCCCUCACAUCUCUCCCUCUGUCUACCUCUCUGUCACUUCCUUGUAAGGAUGUCACUAAGGCAUUUCCUGAAUUUGGUGAGCAUCUUUAUGCUUUGUAAAGGUCAGGACAGUGAGUGCGACAACUUCACUGAUCUGGAUUUCCACGAGUCAUUCAUGGGGACCAAUCUCUAUGUGCGUUUACUCCUUUACACCCGCACCAACCAAGAGUGCGGUCAAGAGUUUCCCCACCAUAACUUCACUCAUGAGCCCCUGUUUAAUGUGACCAGACCCACUACUUUUGUUAUACAUGGGUACCGACCCACAGGUGCACCACCCAUCUGGAUCAAUCACAUUGUUCUCCUGCUAGCAGCACAGAAGGACAUGAACAUCUUUGUAGUGGACUGGAACAGAGGGGCAGCCAACCUCAACUACUUCACAGCCGUGGCCAAUACACGUCGUACAGCUGCAAACAUUACUGGCUUCAUAGAGAGCAUGGAGAAGGAGGGAGCAUCUCUUGACUCCAUGCACCUGAUUGGGGUCAGCCUAGGCGCACAUGUGGCUGGGUUUAUUGGGGCGAUGCUAGGUGGAAGGGUGGGCAGAAUAACAGGUCUGGACCCAGCAGGGCCAAUGUUUGCUGGUGUUCCCCCUGAGGAACGCCUUGAUCCAACUGAUGCCCAGUUUGUUGAUGUGCUGCACACAGAUAUGAACUCCUUUGGCCUUAGAGGAACCCAUGGCCAUAUUGAUUUGUAUGCCAAUGGAGGAUUAGAUCAGCCUGGCUGUCCCAAGACCAUCUUUUCAGGGAAGUCUUACUUUGUGUGUGAUCACCAGAGGUCUGUUUUCCUGUACCUGUGUGCUCUGAACCACACCUGUAACAUUACAGCAUACCCCUGUUCCUCAUACACUGACUUCCUCAAUGGCCAGUGUUUGCAGUGUGAGACCUUCAAGCCUGCUUCCUGUCCUGUUCUAGGUUAUGACAUGAGCCAGUGGAGGGAUACACUCUUGAGGUUAGGGCAAACAAGAGCCUUUUUCUCAACUACAGCAGAGCUCCCCUACAGCAAGACAAGCUACAGAGUGGACCUAGUUACCUGGAACCAGUUUCUACGCUGGGGGGUGGUCAUCCUCCGACUUCACAAUGGAAAAAAUGUAAUAGAAACCAGGCUAGAUCAUAAGCUGUUGCGGUUUGAGCAGUAUACAUCCACUCGACUACUUGCCCAGUUUGAUGAAGAUCUAUAUCCAAUUCAGAAAAUCUCUUUACGGAUCGUCACUGGAAAUGUUAUCGGGCCACGUUACAAGAUAAGGCUGCUUCAUAUUAGGAUAUCACCACUGGAAAAGCCAAACAGGCCACUAAUGUGUCGAUAUGAUAUAAUUCUGGAGGAGAAUGCUGAAGUGUCCUUCAAACCUUUGCCCUGUUCUUGAUCUCGUCUGUGAGAAAUCACCUCAAACGCCUCAAAAAAAAAAAGAAAAAAAAAGAGCCAUUUUAAGUAGAACUAACAAGUUCCAGGUCAUCAUUUUCAAGCUGGUGACCAUCUGUGUUGAUAUUGGACAAACACACCUAGAAAUAUGUGGGUAUAAGUGAAAAUGUUCUUCAUGCGAGGAUAACUAAGUUUUCUGCAUUUAUAGUUGAAACGCAAUCUGAUACACUUUUAGCACACCCGAGAUAAAUUAGUGCCUUUUGUGGGAGAUAUUAUUGCUGUGAUUUUUCAGCAGUUGUGUAGUAGUAUAUGAUCUGUUAUUUCAGAUACUGUGUUUAGGGGCAAUUUUGCAUUGUCGGAUUAUAUUUUCCUGACAAAUGUACUUAAUACAAUUUUGUACGUUUUUGAACCCAUUGAAUAUUUUUAUCUUUUGGAAUGAAUUUUAACUGUACAGUGUAUGGUUCGUCAUUACCAAUAUA
Molecule: messenger RNA, 1896 nt
Organism: Xyrauchen texanus (razorback sucker)
Lineage: Eukaryota; Metazoa; Chordata; Actinopteri; Cypriniformes; Catostomidae
Product: lipase member H-like
Exons: 10
Coding region: 75-1421 (448 amino acids)
Biological process (GO): lipid metabolic process
Molecular function (GO): lipase activity; carboxylic ester hydrolase activity
Source: RefSeq, a predicted model, not a curated record